GUUUCGUAACUUGUGUAUCUGUGAUAACGAAAACUUGAAAAAUCAAUUCGCACUGGGCAGUUCUAGAGAGAGAAAGAGAAAGAUCAUCAGUGAGAGAUUCUUCAUUCUUCUUCUCAUUCUCUAUUCUAAAUUCUUAUCUAAGCUAACGAUGAUGAUGAAUUAGAAAUUCGUGGUUUCCCUAAACCAAACUCGAUUCACCCUCUCAUUUUCUGAAUUUCAAUGGCCGAUCACUCAGAUUCUUCUCCUCUCGUUCCUCCCCUUCCCCUCACCGACCCUUCUGAGAUCGACCUCGAAGCUGGUCCCUCCGAACAAAUCCAGUGCCGAAUUUGUCUCGAAACUGACGGUAGAGAUUUCAUAGCCCCUUGUAAGUGCAAAGGUACAUCAAAAUAUGUGCAUCGAGAAUGUUUGGAUCAUUGGCGAGCAAUUAAGGAAGGGUUUGCCUUUGCUCACUGCACUACGUGCAAGGCUCCUUAUCAUUUGCGUGUCCAUGUUGCUGCUGAUAGGAAAUGGCGUACCCUGAAAUUUCGAUUUUUUGUCACCAGAGACAUGUUGUUUAUUUUUCUGUCUGUCCAGCUUGUCAUUGCUUCACUGUCAUAUUUGGUUUAUCUAAUAGAUGGUUACCAGCAGUAUUGGCUUCGUCUUCUCUGGGGUUUUGAUAGUGAAAUGAGCUUUUACUACAUAUGUGGAGCUCUAUUGUUUUUCGCCUUGCUUGGCCUCUCUGGGUGCUUCAUUACCUGUUAUGAUCGAAGAGUUCGCAAUGAUUUAGCUCAGCCUUGUAGAGAAUUAUGUCUUUGUUGCUGUCAACCUGGAGUUUGUGCAGACUGUCAUUUGCCAGGCACUCUUUGUAUGUGGACUGAUUGCACCACAUGCUUUGAGAGUUGUGGAACCAUGGCAACUGAAUGUGGUGGUUGUUUGGGGGGUGCUGGGGAAGCUGGGCUACCACUAUUAUUCAUUAUGGCUUUGAUUGUUCUGGGACUUUUUACUGUAAUUGGGAUAUUCUACAGUGUAUUGGUUGCUACCAUGGUAGGUCAACGGAUAUGGCAACGUCAUUAUCACAUACUUGCAAAAAGGAUGUUAACAAAGGAGUAUGUGGUUGAAGACGCUGAUGGAGAGCUGACUGGAUCGGAUUGGUCUCCCCCGGCUCUCCCACCCGAACAUGUUCAGCAGUUGAAAACAUUGGGCCUACUAUGAGUCCAUGAGUUUGGAAGAGUCAUCAGUCAUCUACUUGAUGACGUGAAUGCCACUAAAAUGUAGAUAUACAUUGGCCCUCCCCAUGUUUUGGUAAGCUGGUCCUUUUCAUGAAGACCUGCAGUUUAUUGAUAAUUGUGUAAUAGGCACUCAAUUCACUUUGGCUAGAGUUGUACACUUGUGCUGAACCGCUGAUAUGUGGAAAUUUGUGAAUGUCUGACACGUCUACCUAAAGAAAAUGGAAGAGGAUUCUUUUAAUGACCAAUAACAAGUUACAGGUACAUCGCCAUUUCUUUUCCUUGAUAGGAUUCUGCUUGGCUAGUCAGGUCUUAUUGAUUGCUGGUCGUAUUUGUUUUAAAUUUUUAUUUUGAUUUGGAUACUUUACUAAUCAAACUCGUACGGUUGCCCCGUGAUACAAGCAUAUUGUUUGGAGUGAGGAAAAAUAUAUGUUUGGUCAUGUGUGUUGUUUGUUAUAGGUCUUA
Molecule: messenger RNA, 1670 nt
Organism: Glycine soja
Lineage: Eukaryota; Viridiplantae; Streptophyta; Magnoliopsida; Fabales; Fabaceae
Exons: 7
Coding region: 220-1191 (323 amino acids)
Molecular function (GO): zinc ion binding
Source: RefSeq, a predicted model, not a curated record